UAAACAUUUUUUUUUUUUUGUGGUAUAUCACAAAAUGGAUUUACAAAAUUUGGAGAACUAUCCUGUGUACAUAUUAAAUGUGAUUCCGGAGCUGACUGAAGAAAGCAAUGUACAACUACCACAACAAAUUAAUUCUGGAGAAUUGAUGUCUUACAACUUCUAUGUUCCAAAUGUAGACCAUCAAGUUCCGACAGUCAGCACUGAGUGUAUUCCACCAAUAGUUUCUCACACAAAUUCUACAAAAUCUAUCCAAAAAAUAUCUUAUGACAAAACUAUACACCACUCAGCAAUCAAAAACGAUCAAUCUACAGAACCACACAUUAUCACUUAUUCAGAUAAAUUUGUUAAAGAUGUAUCGUUGUUACUUAAAGAUGAAGAUAUGCUUAAUGAUGAUAAUAAAGUAUUGAAAUAUGACUCAACAACUGAUACUAAUGUUAUUGUCCAGUCCAAUAAAUUGCCUAGUAAGACAGAAAUUUGUUUCAACAUAAAAAAAGUAAAAUACAAUGUUAAAUCAGAUUUUGUCUGUGGAGGAUGUGGUAAAACUUAUUUAGGACAUAAAAGAAUGCAAGAACAUUUGGAAAGAUUUCCUUCUCACAAGAUGAAUACUGCCAAUAAACAAGUGGAUUCAGAGUUACAAAAUAUUUUUCAAAACCUCCACGAAACACCGAUGAAUAUUGAUAUAAUUAAUAGUAAAAAAGAAAUUCAUACUCAGACAGAAAUUGUAAAAAAUAGACAUUGUGCUUAUAUAAGGUCUAAAAAAAAUUUGCAGUUACAUUUGAAACAAAUAAUUAAACAUCUGAAAAAAACCAACCUUAUGAAAUCAUUGUCUGGAACAAUAUCUGUUUGGGAUUUACUAUCUAGUACACUUGAGAGUGGAGGUCUGCAAGCAUUUUCCAAAGAGCUAAAUACACUAAUUAUAAAUUUAAGAAGUUUAUCGAAAUCUUUUAAAAUUGUAUCAAAUUGUGAAUCUAAUUCCAUUGAUAACAAUCAUAUUUUUAUAGAUGAUUCAUUAGGACAUUUGAUGGGUUUACCAAAAGGCUCUUAUACUUUAAGAGACAUUCAGAAUGAUUAUGAAAUGGAGCCAGAAUCUAGUGUUUGGACUAUGGACUCUACAAAAUCUAUUGAACCCAAAGUGACACCUCAAAAUUUAAAUUGCCACUCUAGUCCUAUUCAUUUAAAUAUUUUUGAUAGUCAAUCAUCUAAGGUAGAUUUCUUACUGAGCUCUAGUAUGGAAGAAUCAAUAUUAUGUGAUGAAAAUCAAGCUGUUUUGGAAAGUGUAGAUGGUCUGGUAUCUGAAAGGUUACGCUCAAUGUCUGAUCAUUUGCACACAAAUGUACCUAUAAUUGAUUAUCCAAUAGCAUCCACAUCAUCUGCUACGAACGUCUCUCAAUCAGAUUCCUUUAUGGGUCAUGGAGUCUAUGAAGUCUUCACUAAUGAAUUGAAUCUAGUCCCAACAUCUACUGAAGAGUUCAUUAAAAGCUUAGAACAGUUUGAACCACUAAAUGACACUGAUAGCGCACUGAGUACAGAAACGAGAAUGUUAGACUUUGAAGAUCUUCAACACACGUUUCACACUUCUUAGGUUAUUGAGACAAAAUACCAUCAAUAAUUGACCAAUAGCUAAAUYAUAUCUCAGUAGCUAAGAGAAAUAUAUUUAAUAUUUAUUUUAGUUUUUUUUGACAUAAAUUUAUAGAUGUUAUUCAUCAUUGAUAGAUAAAUCUAYGGCUUUGAAUAAGAAUAAAUCAGAUGUAAUUAUUGAAAGUAAAUACAAAAAAUUGCAUAUUUUGUUAAAAUUUUUUGAUUUAUAUCAUAGAGAUAUCAGUUAGGAUGACAUUUGAAGUCAAUGUUUUGACUAUAUGCAUACUCCAACAUGAGAAUGUUUGUUUUAGUUGAUAUCCCUAUAAUUACAUUAGCAUUGUCAAGGUGUUGUGCAUAUACAAGUAUACCAACAGUACAUGGUUCACAACUUGGGAGUCUGAUGAUAGCUCGAACCGCUAAAUAAAGCUUUAGUAGCCAGCUGCCGCUUGUGGAUAAGCACCUGACUGAUACUUGUCUCCUGGUGUGGACUGGUAAAAAAG
Messenger RNA from Diuraphis noxia (Russian wheat aphid), 2078 nucleotides. RefSeq lists its product as uncharacterized. Lineage: Eukaryota; Metazoa; Arthropoda; Insecta; Hemiptera; Aphididae. The record is from RefSeq and is a predicted model, not a curated record.